AUGUCUGUCACGUCCUUGCAUCGUGAGACUGCCUUCCAGGCACGAUCUUUGUUCCGCUCCCUUCUGCGCUAUUCUGGACAAUUUUCCAACUAUAACUUCCGUGAAUACGCUCGUCGGAAGACAAGAGACUCAUUCCGCAAGCACCAAAACACUACAGAAGAACGCCGGAUACAGGAACUGAUCCAGGAGGGACUUCAAAGCUUGCGCUUGCUGAAGAGACAAACGAUCAUCAGCCAGUUCUAUCAGUUGGAUAAGUUGGUGGUGGAAGGCCAGAAGACUGGAAAGGAAACCGGGAACCAUGGAGGCAUUGUUCGCCAGAAGGACACUGGAGCCUCGCGCUCAGGGCGACACCUCGACGGUGCCCCAAACCGUACCCGCACCGGCCAAAUUGACCACGAUGUCUUUGAGGGAUUGCCAGUGCGUCGCUGGUCCCGACAGCAGCACACCUUCUCUCAAGCGCCCAAACCUGAUGACUCGGAAUUCAGCAUUCAAGGCCCAGGCGGAGGUCCAACGCUACCAGAGCUCCCAAUGCCAAGAGAUAGCCAGCUCUUGCCGCCAAUCAGUCGUGCACUCCUUCGAGCAGCCCGUGCCGGAUGUAUCCAUAUUCGCCAGGGCAGUCGACCAGCUGAUGAUGAGGAUAAAAGCGUGGCAGAUGCGGAGGACCCGUCAUCUUCAUCUCAGAUGGCCGACCGGAGCUUCACAACUCGCAAAUGGAUGACGCUUCCCAAACACCUCGAGCCUGCAGAGGUUGAGUUUCUGGCAAAGAGACGUCCUGGUCUUUCAUCACUUUAUGGUGCCACUGCUGGUACGGAUGGGUCGGCUUCUGGGCCCAUGAGGAGGACGAAAUUCAAGAAAGUUGAUCCUGAAACAGGCAACAUCUCCGUCUACGAGGCGUGGGUGCCUGAGGGCCAUCGUAUUGAAGGAGAGAUCACUGGUGACUUGCAGACGAUUGCCGAGCAGAGCCAAGUCCCUGUGAAGCCCGAAGCGCCCGCACCUGGGACGGUUGUCGAGGGGGUCGGUAUUGUCAAUGCUGAGGGUGUUGUUGUUGCGGAGGCUGGAUCAGCAGCUGUUAUGACACCUCCAAAGCGACGUCCACCCCCACCUAAAAGAAAGGGCAAAGGGAUUGGAAAGGGCCGGAAGAAGAAGGUCAUGUUUGCACCUGGCGAAGGGGCUGAUGCCGCGACAGUACACGGAGUUGGCCUUACUACUGGUAAUGGGGAGGGUGGUGUCAAUAGAGAAGGCCAGCAUGAUGCUUCGCACAUGUCAAUCGACCAGGCUGGUCAAGAUGAAGACGAUGAAGAUGGCGACGAAGGUGAUGAGAGCGACGAUGGUGACGAUUCCAUGAUAGACGCGAAGACUCCUGAUACCCCCCAGCCUCUGUCUGGCACAGAGUUCGCGGAUCAGCCUUCAUUCGAAACUUCUGCCGAGCAGUCAGCCGAUGUCGACAUGGCAGAUGCCGUUCCUGAAAACCAGCCUCCUGCGCCGGAAACUUCUCUACCAAUCGAAAAGGAGAAGCAAAAUCAGCCUGAAAAUACCCCAGGGAUGGAUUUCGGCGCUCUGGCUUCCAAGGUUCCUUCGGAGAAGGCUGAGGUCACCCAAUCAAAUGAGAAGCCGAUCAUUUCGGAGUAUGACAACCCUCCCACUUAUCCCGCCGGAUCUGCUGUGACGCCAAGUGAACCUGCCGAGCUUUCAGCUGCAGCCAACGAAGCUCAAAUUCCACAUACUAAGGCGCAAGAAGAGGAAGUCAUAGAGCCGAUGGCUGACCUUACACCAAAGGGAGAACCUGCGCUUCCCAUUCAGCAGGAAAAUGCGACUGCCCUGCCACCUGCUAGCAGCGAAUCCCCCCUAGAAACCCCAGUGGCACGUGGGCAUUCAGAAAUUGAGCGGACUGCAGCAUCGGACGAUGUCUUGGCAGAGCCUUGGGAAUCCAAACAGAUUCCAAGCGAGUUCAUCUCGCAUCCUGGCACACAAGAACAGCCCUCGACAACUACUGAACCGGACCAACAAAGUCCCUCUGAACCUUCCAGGCCCAGUCUAUACCCAGAAGAAGCGAAAGAUGUUGAGAUGGGAGAUGCCCCGGCCCCGGAACAAAGCCUAGGGGUAGAUGCCCAGUCUUCCGCGAACCCAGACUUGCCUCAAGCAAUACCACCUGUGGAGUCCACCAUAGCUGCUGCUACAGAUUCUAAUCUACUAGAAAAACCAAGGCCCACCGCAAACGAAAGGACAGAAGCAGCAUCCAAAACAAGUGUCCCUGAUCAAAGUGUCGCUGCCGAAGCAGAGCUGCAAGAAGAUUCUCGGUCUACGGAAGCUAAGCAAGCCAAUAACGAACCCGAGCAGCUCCCAGACACGAUCCCACAGGCUGGUUUGUCUGAGUCUACAUGA
This is a messenger RNA of Penicillium digitatum Pd1, 2382 nucleotides long. The record is from RefSeq and is a predicted model, not a curated record. NCBI's taxonomy places the organism in Eukaryota, Fungi, Ascomycota, Eurotiomycetes, Eurotiales, Aspergillaceae.